This is a messenger RNA of Pyrenophora tritici-repentis Pt-1C-BFP, 2103 nucleotides long. The record is from RefSeq and is a predicted model, not a curated record. Lineage: Eukaryota; Fungi; Ascomycota; Dothideomycetes; Pleosporales; Pleosporaceae.
AUGGCAAACCCGGCCAAUACCCAGAAUACCCAAGGUACCUCAGCCACCGGUGCCACCUUCGGGCAAGCUUCCCAGGAUCCUACUCAAUCACAGAUGGGCCCGCCUCUCGUACCAGUACGAGCUUGCCUCUCCAACCGCCGAGAGAGCAUGCUUCUGGCAGCCCAUCCGUCAUCCCAGCCAUCAGUAUCAGCUAGCGGCGACCUAGAGCCCAUGACUGCUACACGCGAGAUUGUCGGCAUCGAAAUCAACGACGUCCUGCUCGAAUACCUCAAAGAUUCUAACUACGUUUACCUCCGUUAUACCGUUGACACCGAGUGGUUCGAAUUACAAGAGGAUCCCGAACCUGACGAGCACAGCAAUGCCUUUUACUCCCUUAGCACAGGCCGAAUCCGCACUGAUGGCAACAUCACCCACAACAUCAACGACUUCACUGUCACUAACUCUAGUAACCUCCAGAAGAACGUGAAGGAUCGUCCCGACUUCUGGUGGCGAUUUAUUGUCUCUACGCUAGUCUCCCUACGCAACUGCACUGACGCCAUCAAUAGGCAUCUGCAGACUGUGGACCGCAAUGAAGGAGAGACUCAAGCUCUACGAGACCGACUAGCGAAUGUUGAAGCAGCCCUUGAUGAAACUUCGAACAGUAAACAACUACAAGUUGGCAUGGUUAGCAGCAACCUGUACAAGGAGAAGCUGACAGAGAUCCGACGCCUCACCUCGGACAUCGGAAAGCUCAAAGCUGCGUCAGAACAACUCCCCAACGUUCGCGAUGACCCCGCCUUCAAAGCCCUCGCCGCUGAGCGCGACCUUGCCGCCACCGAACGCAAUGAACUCAAGCAGAAGGUUGAGGACCUAUCCCGCCGAGCCGAUGAACCGGAGAGCGGUCCUAACUACGCAGAGUUGGCACAGAAGCUCAAGGAGGAGUCUGACAGCGCCGACUGGUGGGCAGACCAAGCUAAGGCCAACGCUGAGCUCUGCGACAAGUUCAAAGGACAAGCUGAUCGCUAUUCUAUCGAGCUUAACCAGUAUGAUGUCAAGUACUCUAACAUGGAGGCGAACAAGAACGAAGCUCUCGCCCUUAAGGAUAAGGCUUACGAUGAGCUCAACCUCCAGCUCACCGAGGCUAGACGUGAGACAAAAACGGUCACCGACCGACUGCUGCAACAUGAACCCAACUAUCAGCCGUACACCCUCUGGCGGCGCGAGCGAUCUUACGACCCAGUACGGCCUGUACAAUCAAGCGUUUUGCUACAGCGACCUGUAGAUGAACUUGAGACGUUCAAGGGCAAGGUCGACGACGACUACGAGCGGUGGCGCGAGAUGGCAGUGGCCAAGUGUCGCACAUACCCAGAGGACUGGCAAGCGGUUGACUACCUCAAGUUCCGCAUUCAAGGCGAAGCUUACGAGCACAUCCGAGAUGUCAAAGCUCGCCAUUUCCUAGAUUUCCUAGAGACUCUCGACAGCCAGUAUCUCACCUAUGAUCGGGAAGCUGACGCCGAAACCCUCAUCGCCGACGGCUCGCUCCGCUACAAGUCUGGACAGAAGUUCAUGGAGUGGAAGUCUAAGUUCACCUCUUGCAUGCGAAUCCUCAAACACAAGAACGCGACCCAGAUCCGAUACGCUCGCGAGUUCAUGCGACCCGGGUUAGCUAUCGCGACCACUGCCGGAUCUCACAAGGAUGAGACCAUCCAGUCCUUCUUGCUGCGAGCGCAACACAUCGACCAGGGACAUCAACAGAUUGACGCUGGCCGAAAAUUAACUCCCGUUACGAAGACCGCUGGUGCUAGCCGUACCCAAAAGUUGGUCACCUUCCGGACACCCGACACUCCAGGUCACAACAACGCCGCCAGCACGCAUACGUACAAGAAGAUGGCCUUCGAGCGGUCAGAGAAAGACAAGAAGCGUCUAGCUGACUUGAAGCUCUGCUUCAAAUGUGGCAAGGAUGACCAUCAGAUGAGGCACGAGACUGCCCCCUGCCGCGGCAAGCCCUUCACUCCUUCUCACCAAAUCCCCGCACUGGCUUCUUUGUACAUCAAUGCUCUCGACGCUUCCAACGAAGAGGAGCGAGACGAGGAUACUGAGGAGACGCUGGACGACACGACUUAG